AUGGCUCCCCCAGAGGCAGAAAAGCCAGUUGAUCACACUCUCAACCGCCGCCCUUCCGUCAGCAAGGGUGAAAAUACAGAGAUCAGUAAUGAUGCUGCGAGACUAAUGGCAAUGGGCUACCAGCCCCAGAUGAGGAGAGACAUCAGCACUCUUCAGCUGAUUGGGGUGGCUUUCAUGGUUACAGCAUCCUGGCUUGGAGUAUUGGGUGGUUUUACAACUGGAGUAGUGGUCGGAGGAUCAGUUUGCCUCAUCUAUGGUCUGAUCAUUGUCGGUGUCUUUAGCACUUUUUUUGCUAUCACCCUUGGAGAAUUGGCGAGCGCUAUGCCUACAGCUGGAGGCCAGUACUACUGGGUUUCCGUCCUUGCCCCCAAGAAGCUCUCUCGCCCCUCGGCCUUCUUUACCGGUCUCUGCAACCUGGCCGGCGGUGUCGUGGCCACUGCUGGCUCUAGUGUUUUGCUUGGCAACAUGGUCUACCCCUAUCUUUCGAGGCUUAUCGUCAGUAUGAGCGAGAUCCAUGCCUGGCAGAAUUGGCUGAUCGGCCUUGCGUUCAACUGGACCGCAUGUUCAGUCAAUAUGAGCAAGAAGACCGUCGCCAGGACCCUGUCUGUAGGCAUGUUCAUCAGUAUUGCCGUUGUUAUCGGUCUCGUUAUUUCCAUCCCAGCCACCAGUCCCAAACAUACCGACGCGAAGUUUAUCUUCACAAGCAACGAGAAUGUCAGUGGCUGGAGCUCGGAUGUCAUGGCCUUCCUUGUUGACCUGAUCAACGCCAGCUAUAGUUUUGGUAUCAUUGAUACCGCAGUGCACUUGGCCGAAGACAUUACCAACCCUGAGAAUAAGGCUAAUCUCUUAAGGUAA
Molecule: messenger RNA, 855 nt
Organism: Fusarium odoratissimum NRRL 54006
Lineage: Eukaryota; Fungi; Ascomycota; Sordariomycetes; Hypocreales; Nectriaceae
Exons: 3
Coding region: 1-855 (284 amino acids)
Biological process (GO): transmembrane transport
Cellular component (GO): membrane
Molecular function (GO): transmembrane transporter activity
Source: RefSeq, a predicted model, not a curated record